Messenger RNA from Lampris incognitus (smalleye Pacific opah), 1733 nucleotides. It is a transcript of the gene prr13, whose product is annotated as proline rich 13. The coding region runs from base 128 to 664 and encodes 178 amino acids. The transcript is spliced from 4 exons. NCBI's taxonomy places the organism in Eukaryota, Metazoa, Chordata, Actinopteri, Lampriformes, Lampridae. The record is from RefSeq and is a predicted model, not a curated record.
GUCAGGCUUUACUGUUUCCCAAUGCGGAAGUCAAGCACUGAUCACUUCAUUCCUCAAAAACUCCCACGGAUCUGAGACAAGUUGCAAAGAUUUCAUCCCUAUAAGCUGUCAGAGAAAACACAUUACCAUGUGGCCUAACCAAGGUCCUCCCCCUCCAAUGGGCCCACCGAACCCUGCCUAUCCCCCAGGAUACAACCCUGCAUACCCUGGUGUACCUCCACCAGGAGCAUUCCCCCAGGCACCGCCAAAUCCUGCAUAUCCACCUGGCCAGUACCCAGCAUAUCCUGGUGGUGUUAAUCCAGCUGUUCCUCCAGCUAUGCCCCCAUCUACGAUGCCCUUUGGGGCACCAGGACAGCAUGUCUACCCUGCAGCUCCAGGUGGAUACCCAGCAGUCCCUCCUGCAGGUGUCCACCCUGCUCCAUACCCUCACUCCCCAAAAGGUGGCCACCACAAAGGUCAUCACGGAGGCCUCAAUCCUAUGCCUGGGGCAUUAGCUGGUGGAUUGGCAGGCAUGGGGAUGGGGGUGGCUGGACAUAAAGCCCACAAAAAGAUGAAGAAGAAGAUGAAGAAGGCACACAAGGGGCAUAAGCAUGGACACUCAAAACAUGGCGGCAAGUCUUCAAGUAGUAGCAGCAGCAGCAGCAGUAGCAGUGACUCAGACUAAGAUUACUCAUGCAAAAGACAUCUUUCAUAGGAAGCUUUUAUUGUUAUUGAUCUGCUUAACGAGUGGGCCGUCAGACUAUUAAUGAUUACAAGAAAACCAAUGUUCACAAUUUAAUAUUUGUGGAAUAAACAUGAGUAUUACAAGUUAGGCAUGUUUAUAAGAGAAAAUAUAUGUACAUGCUAUUUCCAUCAACAUGUCAACAACAUCUGGCUAUGUCAUGUCAGUCCAUCUUAUCAGGGUUUUUUUUUCUUUCUCCUGUUUGAAACAAAUUGAUUGGCCUUUAAAAUAAUAUAGGGUAUAGGUAGGUAUAAACUGUACCUAAAAAUGUCAAAAUGUGAAGAUGAUUAGGAGACUGCUUUAACCUUACUGUGAUACUAAGAGAAUGCCUUCUACACUGUCUCAUAUUCGUAAUUUAUUGUGUAUAAACGACCCAUGUAAUUUCAGCAUAAACUAAUCUAAAAUUGUGAUUUUAAAGUGCACACGAACUUUCUCCCUUGUGUAUGAAUGGUGUGAUUCUGUAAUGUUGUGACGUUAAAAUGAAGUGUGUCAUUUUUCUGGAUGAUAUCUUAUGCAUCUCCUUUAUAUUUAUGUAUUGUGAGAUUUACAUUAACAUUUUCUUAUUUAGCAGAUGCUUUUAUCCAAAACGACUCACAAGGGAGUGAGCGAUUAGUAGAUAUAUUUUCCUGUCAACCUUACAGGCAUCUCGGGGCAAUGAGGAGUAAACAUGUAAUGACCAAGAGUACACGUCAAGUGCAAUGAAUGCAAGUUUGUGACCGUUAGAUCAACAAUGGUGAUGCGAAUAAUAGGAGAUUCCACAUGUGGUACAAUUCUGCAAAUUAGUAUCACAUUCAUGCUUAGAAUUUAGUUGAUUUGAAGUGUUGAACACACUAAUAUAUAGAAGCUGAAUGUGUUGGUUACUGAUUUUUCUAUUUUCUGCAUUAUACAACUGGAAACUUUUUGUGAUGUAGGUGCUCUAAAAUCACUUAUUUUCUCAUGAAUUAGAAUAAUAACCAAGGUUUGAAUUCAUAAAGACUGUACAAAAAUAAAUCUUAAUUAAAAUAAGCCAAAA